Molecule: messenger RNA, 1551 nt
Organism: Ciona intestinalis (vase tunicate)
Lineage: Eukaryota; Metazoa; Chordata; Ascidiacea; Phlebobranchia; Cionidae
Source: RefSeq, a predicted model, not a curated record
AGGUGACCUGCAACGUAAUGUUAAAUAAAACUGUUUGAACGUGUCAUAUGCUAGCUAUUUUAAGUUCGGGCUUAUAUAUAGCAACCUUGAUCUGAUUAAGUUAUUGUUAAGUUAUUAAAGCAAGCAUGAGUAGUGUGAUCAGUAAUUUGACAGCGUUUGUCGUUCUAGGAUGUCUUUUGACAUCUAAAACUUCAGGAAAUAGAACUUACAGAAAAACGCGGCAAAUCGAUGCUUUCAGUGCACUAAGGCAAAAGCUAGGGGAUAUAAGUACAUUUUUAAAAGACGGAGUACAAAUGCAAUGUUCCCCAAAUGAGAUGUGCAUAGCAGUAUCAACAGUGUUCUACAACAGACAAGGCAUUACCGAUGUUGCAAUGAGUAAUUUGCAGUUGAACCAACCAUGUGGAUUGGAUAUUAUUGACGAGAACAUCGCAAUCCUGUGUACCAAUGCUGGUCUUAUGUCUUGCGGAAACAUUAUGUCUGUGAAUGACACCCACGUAACGUAUACAAACAGUCUCACAAGUAAUUCAGUUGUAGACAACCUAUAUCCUAGCGUUGUGUUUGGUGAUCAAUGGGGUGAGCACGUAAUUGAAUGGGACUGCACAUACCCUAUCAACUACUUGGUUUCCCUCACAUCAAGUUAUGUAGAAGAAGAAUAUCGUUAUUUUCAAAUUCGUCGCUUAAUAAUCGACACAAGUCUUUCCGGUACUGGUUUCGGGGUUUUCCCCAUCGCAAUGUUCCUUUAUAAAGAUGAGAAAUAUGAUGUUGUUCAUCCGGGACCACCUCAACUAGGGAUGGAUCAAACAUUAUACAUUGGAAUAUCCCUAAUAGAUGGUCCUGAUUCAGCUGUUAUUAACGUGGGAGAAUGCUGGGCAACCCCAACGAAUAACACGGAAGACCAAACUUUAUACAACCUGAUUUUAAACGAUUGCCCAGCUAAUGAUGCCGACCGUGUUCAAGUGGAGACCGCUACGCCUCAACGCCACUUCCAAUGGAAUUCCCCGGUUUUUAAAUUCACUGUCAGUUCCAGAGUUUAUAUACAUUGUUACGUCACAGUCUGUUUUACCAACAUGCAAGAAUGCGCAAAGACAACGAGUUGUGAAGAUCGUAGUCGUAAUAAAAGAUGGAUUGAUGACGCAACAAACGAAGUGGCUUCAGAUCAAGCAUUGCUGUCUGUUGGGCCCGUUUAUUUGAAUGAGGAUGUCAAAAUAAUCGAUUCAUAUUUACCUUUCAGCGGGACUAACAAACCAAAUCGUGAUGUAAUUAAUCAAGGCGAUCAAAAAGAUGCAAUCAACUGGUUUUUCAUAAUAGCAGUAUGCAUUGUGUCAUCAUUGAUCACAGCAGGCGUUAUUAUUAUGUUCAUUAUACGAAGAUUCAAGCACGAACAAUACGCCGUUGAAACUUAAAUUAUUUCACAUUUUGUAACUUAUUUAGCAAACUAUAAUGUAAGUGAAGUUGCCAUUACGUUCAUAACCUAUAUUUUUAUAUUACGUUUUUUUCGUAGUAAACCGAUGACAUCGUUAUGAUGUCAUAAUAAACACACACAAAAAUUCA